AUGUUGGAGUUUGAUUUUGUUGUUUUCGACAUGAUGGGUUUUGACGUCAUUCUUGGGAUGGACUGGUUAUCUUUCUUUCGGGCCACGAUUGAUUACUUCCGUGGGCGAGUGUCUAUUUGCACUCCCGCGGGGGAUUGUUUUCACUUCAUGGGAGAUCGGAGCGAUUCCCACCCGAUGAUGAUUUUCAGCAUCGGUGACUGGAGUUGCCACAGGUCCUACUUGGCUAGCCUGUUAGUUGACGAGGGUAGCAGUCUAGGCCGUGUUUUUUCGACAGUUGUAGACGAGUUUCUGGAUGUCUUCCCGGAGGAGUUGACAGAACUCCCUCCUCUUCGGGAGGUUGUCUUUGCCAUCGAUGUCAUUCCCGGAACGAUGAUAGGAGAAGAGAGUUUUUGUCCACAAGAGAAUGAACAAGACACAAAGCUUGACGAAUUGAUGAGCAUGAUUGAAGCUCUGAGAAAAGAGAAUGCGGAAUUUAGAGCCGGAAUGGAGCGUUGA
Molecule: messenger RNA, 495 nt
Organism: Cornus florida
Lineage: Eukaryota; Viridiplantae; Streptophyta; Magnoliopsida; Cornales; Cornaceae
Exons: 2
Coding region: 1-495 (164 amino acids)
Source: RefSeq, a predicted model, not a curated record